AUGGCGCUGGACAACUACUUUCGCAACAAGAUCGAGAGCAUGAAGCUCGAAAUCAUCAAGGGCCAAGCUGUUUUGCGACGGUUAGAAGCUCAGAGAAAUGAUUACAAUUCGAGAGUGCGGCUAUUGCGGGAGGAAUUGGGGCUUUUGCAGCAGCCUGGAUCGUACGUCGGAGAGGUUGUGAAGGUGAUGUCAACCAAAAAGGUGCUGGUCAAAGUCCAUCCAGAGGGCAAAUAUGUCGUCGACGUUGCCGAUGGCGUUGACAUAGCAAAGCUUACGGUUGGCAAACGAGUGUCCUUGAUGUCCGACUCCUACAAACUAGAGAAGAUGCUACCCUCGUCUGUCGAUCCCCUCGUCUCCCUCAUGAUGGUAGAAAAAGUACCGGACAGCACAUACGACAUGAUCGGAGGUCUCGACCAACAAAUAAAAGAAAUAAAAGAAGUGAUUGAAUUGGGUCUAAAACACCCCGAGCUGUUCGAGUCCCUGGGUAUAGCACAACCGAAAGGUGUUCUCCUGUACGGGCCCCCGGGUACUGGGAAGACACUGUUAGCGAGAGCCGUCGCCCACCACACCGACUGCAAGUUCAUUCGUGUCAGCGGCUCGGAGCUGGUGCAAAAGUACAUCGGUGAGGGCAGCAGGAUGGUCCGAGAGCUCUUCGUCAUGGCUAGGGAGCAUGCCCCCAGCAUCAUUUUUAUGGACGAAAUCGAUAGUAUUGGCUCGAGUCGUGUGGAGGGUAGCAGCGGCGGAGACUCCGAAGUGCAGCGUACCAUGUUGGAGCUCCUCAACCAGCUCGACGGGUUCGAACCGACGAAAAACAUCAAGGUCAUCAUGGCCACGAACAGAUUGGACAUCCUUGAUCCUGCUCUUCUGAGACCUGGUCGUAUUGACAGAAAGAUUGAAUUCCCCCCGCCAAGCGUCGAGGCACGUGCCGACAUCCUUCGAAUCCACUCCCGUUCGAUGAACCUGACUCGUGGGAUCAACUUGACGAAGAUUGCAGAAAAGAUGAAUGGGUGUUCGGGUGCGGAGCUCAAGGGUGUCUGCACAGAGGCAGGAAUGUAUGCACUACGGGAGCGACGUGUCCAUGUUACGCAGGAAGACUUUGACCUCGCGACGGCGAAGAUCCUCAACAAGCACGACGACAAGGAGGUCAGUCUCGGAAAGCUGUGGAAGUAA
Uncinocarpus reesii 1704 is the source of this 1170-nucleotide messenger RNA. Its product is annotated as 26S protease regulatory subunit 8. NCBI's taxonomy places the organism in Eukaryota, Fungi, Ascomycota, Eurotiomycetes, Onygenales, Onygenaceae. Gene Ontology annotation, molecular function: ATP binding; ATP hydrolysis activity; proteasome-activating activity. Gene Ontology annotation, biological process: proteasome-mediated ubiquitin-dependent protein catabolic process. The transcript has 3 exons. The coding region runs from base 1 to 1170 and encodes 389 amino acids. Gene Ontology annotation, cellular component: proteasome regulatory particle, base subcomplex. The record is from RefSeq and is a predicted model, not a curated record.